Messenger RNA from Anopheles merus, 5802 nucleotides. RefSeq lists its product as uncharacterized. Gene Ontology annotation, cellular component: plasma membrane. The record is from RefSeq and is a predicted model, not a curated record. The transcript has 11 exons. Bases 1236 to 4421 code for a protein of 1061 amino acids. Lineage: Eukaryota; Metazoa; Arthropoda; Insecta; Diptera; Culicidae. Gene Ontology annotation, molecular function: protein binding.
UGGCGAUUUUAGUUCUCGCUUGACCCUGCUCGAGUUCGGUUCGUUUCGGCAGAAAGCGGGCGUGUUCGGUUCGUUCGUCACCGUUGCGCAGCCCGCAAAUCGAUUCCAAACGUCGUUGUCUCCGCACUGUCCUAGUGGUACCGUAAACAAAAGGGACCUGUUUGUUUUUUUUUUACUGCAACGCUAACAGGGAAGAGGCUUUGUGGGUAAAAAACGAGCGGGUUUCCUGUGCGUCAGUGAGUGAGAAUUUGCACGAAAUCGAAGAUAUUCUGUGUCUAACGUGUUUCAGUUUAGUGUGUGUGUGUGUUUUUACGCAUCUUCGUUUUCCCGCUGGUGGCGCACAGCUUUCGUUCAUUGUGUUUAUCAUGCGCUUGGCACGUGUUGGGAUGGUUUUUUCUUAUUGGUUGUUGUUUAAAUAAAGCUCCGGUGGAAAUAAGUGGUAUUGUGAAGCCUCGCUAGAGAUAGCUUCUGCAUGUCGGGCAGUGUGUAGGAUGAUUGAAAGUGGUGAAAGUAACAAACAAGCUCAACAUUUAUUUUAAAACAAAACUCCAACCAUCGGGUCGGGUGUUUGCCGUUGCCCUUUUGCCGGGGUGGUUGCCGCGAACAGUACCGUUUGGCUGUGGCGUUCGAACAGAUGGAAUUCCGGCACAGUGAUUUAUCGUCCAGCUGCCGAAUGGCAUAAUUUAUGCCUGCAUCCGAAAACCUCCGGCCACGGGUCCGGGAACGACUCGAUGCGCCAUGCUGUGCGGGCUGUUGUGCACUUUGAAAUGCUCCGGAUGCACUUUUCCUCUGUGUGUGCGUGUAUGUGGGAUGAGAAAGAGUGAGUGAGACAGAGAAAGAGAAAGAGAGAGGAGAGAGGUCGUGCACCCAGUUUCCCUAGUGAUGCUGUGAAAUUGUUAUGAUGCUGUGCUAGUUGAUGAGCGCUGACGAGGAAGGUGAUGAGUGGUUUGAAAGAGCCAUAAAUCCUUUCGAACCCUGCAUAGUGAAAACAUACUGUGGGUGUGUGUGAGUGACAAGGGAAAAUAUGUGAAUAACAGAAAAGAGGAAGUUUGGGAAAGCAAAACGGCGAAGUGCAAAAAUUCGUGUACAAUUCGUGUACGAGAUCUGUUUUUGUGUGACAUUCGAAAACGUACGAUUUGACAAAUAUUCUACAUCAAUCUAACACAGAGCGCCAGAGCGGUUGGCUGGUUGGUGCAUCUUCAAUGUGCUGCUGGCAGUCAUAAAGAGCCUCCCGGAUGGAUGGGUGGAAGCAGUGUGUGGUGACGGGGGUGACGUUGUUGCUCGUGCUGGUAGCCACCCAGCUGCCCCCGGUCGGCUCGAACGCCACCGAAACGCGCGGACAGCGGCCGGGUGGUCGCGACCGUUCCACCGGCUCGACCGCCAUAGCGUCCCUCUCGUCGGCAUCGAUAGCGGCCGCCCUAGCCUCGCGUCAAGCUACCGCGGGCAGCGGAAACGGCGGCGGCAGCAGCAGUAACAGUGGCAAUGCCUCGAACGGUGCUGGUAACGGUAACAACGGUGGUGGGGGCAAAUGUAAUAUCGCCCAGUUGCGUUGUGCCAACGGGACCUGCAUACCGGCGUCGAAAUUCUGCGACGGCAACUUCGAUUGCCUUGAUAAGAGCGACGAGCCGAAAGCUUGUACAGCAUGCAACCGCACCCUGCACGGUGAGGCCGGAAGAACGUACGAGCUGCAGAUACAAAACCCCCACGGCGUGUAUCCAUUCGUGUGUCACCUAAACUUUACGGCCACCGGUGGCCUCUACGGCGACAUUGUGCAGCUAAAUCUAGCCAAGUUCAGCAUCGGAAAGUUUGUCGAAAACUAUCACGACGCCAAACAACACGGCGAGUGUACGGAGGGGUUCAUGACGAUCAGCGAACAGGGGCUGCCGAAUCUGGACGGUCGAUGGUGCGGAACGGCUUCCGGCUACACGAUAUACUACAGCGAGACAAAGUCGGUCAACGUGACGCUACGGCUAGACAAGCAACCGCCGGCCAGUGGCAGCGUGUCGAAUGGGUUCGAAUUUCGGCUCAUCUACAAGUUCCUGCGGCACAGCGACGCAAAGCUAAGGAACGACAACCGGAUAUGGAACGGAGAUCUCGUCCCCGGGAGCUACUGCAAUCGGAACUUUUAUGACUGCGACAAAAGGACCUGCCGGAUACGAUCGCCCAACUAUCCCGGCAUUUAUCCACGCAAUUUAACAUGUAAAUAUUAUAUUAAUCAUCGGGCGCCCCCGAGCGGUCUGCACGCGAUGAUCGUCCUUCGGCAGCCGGACGGGCAUAAAUUAAACAUGAAGGAGCAGGCGACACACCACGAGGCGAACAACCGGAUUUUAAGGAGCUGGGAGCAGUGUGACGAGGCACAGGACUAUCUGAGCAUUUACGACGGCGCGGCACCGGAAGCACCGACCAUUGGGCGCAUUUGCGGCGGAGACGUCCUGCCGGAUAUCGUAUCGAGCGGUCCGGAGAUGCGUGUCGAGUUCCACACGUCCCCGUACGAUGUGCCGUUCCAUCCGAAUCCGGUCACCUUCCUGCCCGGCUUCGAGCUGGAAGUGCACGUUCUGUACGUCAACUCCAACUCUCAGUCGUACAUCCGGCAGCCGGGCCGGUGCGAGUUCAUUGUCAGUGCGUUCGAGAGUCAAACGGGGGAGCUGGAGAGUCCGCAGCACACGCUACCACCGGAAAGCUCCUGUCUGUACCACUUCCAGGGCCGACGGCACGAAACCGUGUGGGUUUCCUUUAUCAAGUACCAUUCGGCCAUCGAUCCGACCGGGUUCGAGUCACCGGCCGAGUGCGUGACGCAGCUACGCAUCUGGGACGGGCGAUGGUCGGUGACUUCGCGUCCUUACGGUGCACCGCCGGAGUACCAGCGCAAUGCGAGCUUGAUCGAGCAGAUCUGUCGCGAGGAGGUGCCGAGACUUUGCUCCCGUUCGCUGGUAGCGAAGGGGAGUAGGCCAUGCUCAACGCAAGAGAGCUAUCUGUCGACGGGCUCCGACCUAACGAUCGAGUAUCGGCCCAGCCCAAUCGGUACGGCACGGCUUUACGGGCCAGCGUCCGCGUUCAAGCUACGCUACGAGUUUGUGGACAAUUCACUCGGAGGAGCUCCUCUGGAGCCACUCGUAGCUCCAUCCGCCAUGCCAGAACCGGCCGCACUCGUACAGUUCCACCCGAAGUCGUGCGAUCGUGUCUUUCGCUCUUCGUCCGCGUCGCGCGGCAUCUUUCGAUCGCCCUCGAACGUGUUCAUGUACGGUCGGGGAGGCUCGCCGAACAUUUCCUGCAUUAUUCGGUUCGAAGCGAGCGGCGGUGAGAGUGUCAGGUUAACGAUCACACGGGCACGCUUUGGAGGGAGAUCUUGUCAGAAUUUGCAAAACCGUUCGGGUCGUUGGCACUGCAACCAUCACGGUGGUCCGGUAUCCGACCUGCGCAUCAGUGAGGUACCGUGGACGGAUGUAUCGCCCCUACCGCGUGACUGCCUGUGUUCGGACGUGUCCGGCUCGAUUACGCUCGCCCCACUAGCGGCCAGCAUUGUGGAGGUGAAGUUCACCACCCUGCAGAUGGAAGUGGAUCAGGACUUCCGGGACUUUUACUUCGAGGGACGGUACGAGUUCGCACGCGACGGAUGCGAAACCGAUUGGUCCGAGCGGCGUCUUCGGGGACGUAGCGGCGAUGCCUACCUGAAACCGACGCCAUGUCCUGCGCUGAUACAACCCUGGCUGCUGGAGCCCGAAACGGAUAGUAGCUACCUGGUGCUGAAGCUGAAAGGCUUCUGGAUGCCACCGUUGCUGCAAUCGGCACCGCCCUGUCCAACGGACGCCCGCAUCACGGUGUACUCCACGAACAAUCCGAAAAACUCGCGCGAUCUUUGCCCCUCCGGGCCGGACGUGGUGGCGUUCUCGGAUGGUUGGGAUCGGGCGUACGAGUUUAGCGCGAUGGAGAUCUCCAAGAGUCUUAUCAUUGAGUUUAAGAGCCCUCGCCGACCGCCGCUCGAGCUGAUCGAGUACAAGUUCUCGUGGAUGGAGAUCUUCCCGGCGCACGACUGUCCGCAUCGCUGCCAGGAGCUGCAGGCCUGCAUCCCGGCGGAGCUGUGGUGCGAUGGAAAGGUGCACUGUCCCUCCGGUCAGGACGAAAGCCCUACGGAGUGCGAUCUACGGUUGCCCCUGUCGCCACUGCACGUUGGUCUAGCAGCGGCCACGCUCACGCUAGUCCUGUCGCUAGCCGCCGGCCUGACCGCCUGUGCACGACGCAAACGGGGCGAGAAGAAGCACCUGCAAGCGGUCCACCUGGAUACGGCUGGGCGGGGUGUCGGGUAUGGGCCGCCGCUUCCGCACCACGGCGGGGCAGGCUAUCCGCACGCCAACCAUCACCUGUCGUCCAGCCAUGCCCUGACGCCCCUCUACCUGGACCCGUCGAAGGACAGCUUCUGUUGACAGGAGCUGGAGACUUCGGUGUAGCCAAUGCCGAAGUCGUCGCAGGACUUUUACUACUUCGCGUUCAACGCCGGCACCGGCACCAACACGAGCAGCUGUUGAGUGGUCGGAGCUGCUGAACGGUCGCGAGGUGCACACAAGCCCGGUGGCGUUACCGAUCGCGAUACUUCGAGCGAACGUACUUCAAGCCAUGGUGAUAUUUGACGCACACGUAGAGCAGGUAGAACGUGUGCGUAUUUAAAAUCCCCCUUUAUCCGCACCCUCCCGGUUAGUAGGAAAAGGAAUUGUUUUAGCAACAUAGCAACAUAGCGUGCUCGAUGUAGCAUUUAACCCGACUACGUCGUGGCAAGGCGAGCGGCAUAUAGCACACACAUACACAAACACAGGUUGGUUUUUAAUUGUGACAAUCAGUUGAGACAGUUGACAAUUCUGCUAGCCUCCCCCAAUCCUAGGAGAAGUUAGCUUGUCAUGGGACUGGAGGCGAGCAGGCGCAACAAUACCCCCGCGUGCGGAAGUGAAGCAAGAAAAGGAUUUGAAUGUUGUACAUUUGGAAAUUACUAGUAACUAAAAUGGUUGUGAUGGCCAGUGUAAGAAAUUAAACACAAACGAAAAGCGUGCUUAAACGCUAUUUUGAAAGGGAAUUAAACGUUUUACUUUUCCUUUUUGCUUUAACUGCAGCAGGCCUAUUGCGACGGUUUGUAUGAAGUUAGUUUGUUUAAAUUCUGCCAAUGACAAUGAAAAGUGUUAUUAUUUGAAAUAUUUUAUCUCAUUUCAAACAUAUUAACAGAAAUUAUGAAAAGCAGGACUUUUUUAAAGAAGAGCUCCAGUUGAUUUCACAGCGAUGAAAGGAGGGAUAUGUCGCAUUUCAGUGUAGCUUCAGAAAAGAACAAACUCUAUAGCGCAGACAAGUGUUAGCAUACAUCAAUUCCACUGUACAUAGAAGCUAUGCAAAUGAGUUGCUGAACAAAAAAAAAGCCCAUUACAACAGCUCUUCUAGCUUCGUUCGCUUUUAAUGGAUUGAUUUGAGUAAGCAAAACUACCCACACCAUUGUACAAAGAGAUAAUACUUUUAUGAAAAUGAUAUGUUUUCUGUUUAACUAUCUCUAUCUUUGCGAGAAGCAAAUAAAGAAAACAACCCGAACAUAAAACAAACCCAAUUGCAUGAUAAGAAAUACACUCACAGAAAUAGGGCCACAAAUGUGGUAAAAAUUGAUACAUUCAAACUCAACAUACAGAAACACGCAACAAACAAAAAACUCCCCUUGAAAUGCAAACCUUUUCUCAAAUCGUCAAAUGAUAAUGUGAUUCUCAGUAGUUAAGCAAGGAAGAAAGAAAAGAAAAACAGAUAAAGAAAGAAGAGGAAAAGGAGGAAACACAAGAA